AUGCUGCUACAGCCUGCGGCGUGCGCCCCGAGCGCGGGAUUAGCGCGGCCCCUGGCCGCCCGCGGCGCCAUGCACGGCUCUCAGAAAGAUACCACGUUCACGAAGAUCUUCGUGGGGGGCCUGCCCUACCACACCACCGACGCCUCGCUCAGGAAAUACUUCGAGGGCUUCGGCGACAUCGAAGAGGCCGUGGUCAUCACGGACCGCCAGACGGGCAAAUCCCGCGGCUACGGCUUCGUGACCAUGACAGACCGGGCAGCAGCUGAACGGGCUUGCAAAGACCCCAACCCCAUCAUAGACGGCCGCAAGGCCAAUGUGAACCUGGCAUACCUGGGUGCCAAGCCGAGAAGCCUGCAGCCGGGUUUUGCUGUGGGUGUGCAGCAACUCCACCCUGCCUUGAUCCAGCGAACUUACGGGCUGACACCACAUUACGUCUACCCGCCCACCAUCCUCCAGCCCAGCGUGGUGGUCCCAGCCACCCCCAUCCCCACGCUGUCCUCACCUUACAUUGAGUACACACCGGCCAGCCCCGCCUACAGCCAGUACCCAUCGGCCACCUAUGAUCAGUACCCAUAUGCGGCCUCGCCUGUCACCGCUGCCAGCUUCGUGGGUUACAGCUACCCGGCCACUGUGCCUCCGGCCCUCUCAGCAGCAGCUCCCGCGGGCACCACCUUUCUGCAGUACCAGCCGCAGCUGCAGCCCGACAGGUUGCAGUGA
Chrysochloris asiatica (Cape golden mole) is the source of this 717-nucleotide messenger RNA. It is a transcript of the gene RBM38, whose product is annotated as RNA binding motif protein 38. Lineage: Eukaryota; Metazoa; Chordata; Mammalia; Afrosoricida; Chrysochloridae. Bases 1 to 717 code for a protein of 238 amino acids. Gene Ontology annotation, molecular function: RNA binding. The transcript is spliced from 4 exons. The record is from RefSeq and is a predicted model, not a curated record. Gene Ontology annotation, cellular component: cytosol.